GUGGGCUAAUAUUCUUGGGAGUAGGAAAUACCUUACAAAAUUGACCAAAUCAGUAUACCAAGUACAAGAAACCAAGUUAACAAGUCAAACUCAGCCGGAACCUGUCUUUGGAGGACAGAGAGAUCAUCAUCUUGUUCUUUCAUGGCGGAGGGAGAAACAACCUUGGAGUACACGCCGACAUGGGUGGUGGCUGCGGUGUGCAGUGUCGUAGUGCUCAUCUCUCUAGCCGUCGAGAGAGUCCUUCACUACACUGACAAGUAUCUCAAGAAAAAGACCCAGAAACCUGUCUUUGAGGCCUUGCAGAAGAUCAAACAAGAAUUGCUUUUGGGGCUUAUCGCACUGCUGCUGACGACGUUCCAAGACCGUUUAGGAAAAAUCUGCAUAACGGAGACACAGGCCAGCCAAUGGCUGCCUUGUAAGAAACAAGACACGAGUACUAGUACUACUGCUCCUCGCUACUGUUCAGAGGGGAAGGUCCCAUUGUUAUCCGCAAUUGCAUGGCAUCAUCUUCAUAUCUUCAUCUUUGUGCUAGCUGCGGUGCAUGCAACUUUCUGUGUUCUAACCAUUCUUUUUGCAAAGGCAAAGAUGAGUCAAUGGAAACGUUGGGAGGAUUCUAUCAAAAGUGAUUACCAUCCAGAAGAAGUUUUGAAAAUGAAGAUCAUUGCCGUCCAUGAUCAUGAUUUUAUCAGGAGUCGUGUUCUGGGUUUUGGAAGGAAGUCAGAUUUCAUAGGUUGGUUGUUUGCAUUUUUGAAACAAUUUUAUGGGUCUGUGAGCAAAGAAGAUUAUUUGACAAUGCGACAUGGCUUCGUUCAGACCCAUUGCAGGGGAAAUCCGAAAUUUAAUUUCCACAAGUAUAUGAUACGUGCCCUUGCAGCAGAUUUUAAGAGUGUAGUAGGAAUAAGUUGGUAUCUUUGGAUCUUUGUGGUCAUCUUCUUGUUGCUGAAUGUCUGGGGUUGGCAUUCCUAUUUUUGGAUAGCUUUCAUUCCCUUAAUUCUAUUACUUGCUGUUGGCACUAAGUUGGAGCAUGUUAUUACUCAAUUGGCCAAUGAGGUUGCUGAGAAGCACAUUGCAAUCGAAGGGGACUUGGUUGUUCAACCUUCAGAUUAUCAGUUUUGGUUCCACAGGCCCAGACUGAUUCUCUUCCUGAUACAUAUCAUCUUGUUCCAAAAUUCUUUUCAACUGGCAUAUUUCUUCUGGUUAUGGUAUCAAUAUUCAUUUGAUUCCUGCAUAAUGGGGAAAGUCGCUUAUAUUAUCCCAAGACUCAUUAUUGGAGCAUUCAUUCAGUUCGUCUGCAGUUACAGUACCUUCCCGUUGUAUGCAAUCGUCACACAGAUGGGAAGUUCAUUCAAGAAGGCCAUAUUUGAAGAACAUAUACAAGAGGGCCUUAUUGGAUGGGCUCGGUCAGCGAAAAGGAACAAGCCGUUGAGACGUGCAGAUCCCAAAGAGGCUUGUGUGACAGUUAAUGAGUCGUCAGUGGAAGUUGGCACCACAGGAGAAAUUGAGCUUGAACCGCCACUGAGGUCACCCAAAUGAAAAAUGCACCCAAAGUGAUAAAUUAAGUAGCAAAACUUCAACAGAAGGAAGUUCAGCCAUUUGGUGUACAUGCAGAAAGUGGAAGGAAACCUCAAGAAGAUCACUUGUUCCACUUAGUUUUGGAACAUUCAUCUCCUUUUUCUUGUAAUAUUUUUCAUCCAGAUGCCAACUUUAUAUAUUCACAUAUA
Messenger RNA from Prunus dulcis (almond), 1721 nucleotides. RefSeq names its product MLO-like protein 1. The record is from RefSeq and is a predicted model, not a curated record. Gene Ontology annotation, biological process: defense response. The coding region runs from base 142 to 1533 and encodes 463 amino acids. The transcript has 14 exons. Gene Ontology annotation, cellular component: membrane. Lineage: Eukaryota; Viridiplantae; Streptophyta; Magnoliopsida; Rosales; Rosaceae.